AUGAAAGAUUUUUUCAUUUCACAUCAAAUCGUUGUUGUGAUUGGAUCGCCUGGGUCCGGAAAAACUGCUUUGAUUCGCCACAUCGCUUUACAGCUGGAGUCCGAAUAUCAGAUUGUUCCAAUCUGCAAACCUGAAGAUAUCAUCAAUUAUGGCGACCUAAACAGACAACAAAUAUUUGUCAUAGAUGAUGUUCUAGGUGUAAUUGCCCUAGAGAGAAGUUUGUUAUUAGAUUUAGAAAGACAUAGUGAACAAAUCGAAAAUAUUCUGGACAAGCAAUCGAAGAGAUCAAAAUUAUUUAUGUCAUGUAGAUUGGCAGUGUGCAAUGAGGCAAAAGAAUUAGAUGUAGUUUUCUUUCAAAAGGAAAAUAUCCUCAGCUUGAAUAAUGAAGAAAACACUCUUACUUUAGAAGAUCAAAAAGGUAUAUUUGAAUCUCACAUGAUGGAAGAAGUUGUUGCCUUUCAGUAUGGACAGCAGUUUCCGGAACAAAUUGUAGACCAUAUGAACAGUAAUUUUCUUGCAAAGAGAGUUGUUUUAGAAAAGAUAGAGAUCCCAUUGGAUGAUAAGGACUUUCAGCAGCAGUUCAAAAGCAUUUUGUCGCCGUACAAUGAUGUCAAGAAAUAUUUCUUAUUACCAAGGGAAGAAUGUUUCGAAAGUGUUAUUCUCGACUCAAAGAAACAAAUCGAGAAAAAUGUUGAAGAAAUAGUAGGACAAAGAGAGUAUGAAAGACAAAAUCUUCUCCUUGACCUCAAAUGUAUAGACAAAAAGAAGGUUUAUAAGAUACGUGCUGUCAGUUUUAUUAUUUAUUAUGGUCAUCUUGAUAUGCUGAGAUUUUUAGUUCACUUGGUAGGUAGGAAUGAUCAGCAUAAGGACAUUGUUUUUGGAUCUACAGAGGAAGAACAAGUAAGAUUACUGGUUUUAGCAUGUUUUAAUGGAAAUUUAGAAAUGGUAAAAUUUUUGGUGGAACAUUUUGGGAAGCAAAUAAUUAACAUCAUGCCUGUAGAUGAAGUCUACAAAUCGAAGAAUUCACACAGAUUAAUCACCCCAGUAAUUGCUGCUUGUUUGAGAAUGAAUCAUGAUAUUGUGAAAUAUUUGGUUAAUAAUGGAGCAAAUUUAAAUAUCGCAGAAAGUUUUUACCCUGCUUUGUGGACUCCAUCUAGAAUUGGGGAUCUCAAAACAGUAAUAUAUUUACUUGAAAAUGGCGCCGAUUGUAAUAAGUCUGAUGGAAGAGGACACUCUCCUCUGUAUGUUGGGUCGCAAUUCGGUCACGUGGAUAUCAUUGAAAAACUGUUAGAGCGCGGUGCAAACAUUAACAAAAGUGAUUGUUAUGGUUGGUCACCUUUAUUAAUAGCGUCAUCGAAAGGCCAUCUUUCUGUGAUAGUAAAACUCAUUCAAAACAAUGCCGACGUCAACAAGUGUGAUAUACAUGGUCAGUCAUCUCUAUAUUUAGCAUCAGAAAAUGGUCAUUUGUCAGUUGUAGAAACGUUAGUACGGAAUGGUGCUGAAUGUGAUAAAGGCGACAAAAAUCAAAUGACACCUUUAAAUAUAGCAUCUAAUAAAGGUCAUCUUCCAGUUGUUGAAAAACUUUUUGAACAUGGAGCAGACAUACACAACUGUAAUAAUAACGGUCGGUCAACUCUGUAUUUAGCAUCACUUGCAGGUCAUCUCUCUGUUGUUGAAAAACUUAUUGAAUAUGGUGCAGACAUCAACAAUUGUAAUAGUAGUGGUUGGUCACCAUUAAGUAAUGCGUUAUUUUAUGGCCAUCUUCCUGUUGUUGAAAAGCUUAUUGAACAUGGUGCCGACAUCAAAAUUUGUGAAAAGGAAGGUCUGUCGGCUCUGCAUAUAGCAUCACUUGGAGGCCAUCUUCCUGUUGUAGAAAAGCUCAUUGAAUAUGGUGCAGACAUCAAUAAUUGUGAUAUUAAUGGUUUGUCACCAUUAAGUGAUGCGUCAUUUUUUGGCCAUCUUCCUGUUGUUGAAAAGCUUUUUGAGUCUGGUGCCGACAUCAAUAACUGUGAUAAGGACGGUCAGCAACCUCUAUGUAUUGCAUCACAAGAAGGCCAUCUUUCUGUUGUAGAAAAACUUAUCGAAUAUGGUGCAGACGUCAAUAAUUGUGAUUUGAUUGGUUUAUCACCGUUAAGUCAUGCGUCUCUCAAUGGUCAUCUUCCCGUUGUUGAAAAACUCAUUGAAAAUGGUGCUGACAUCAACAAAAUUGAUUGUUAUGGUUUGUCACCGUUACAUCAUGCGUCACUCAAUGGCGAUCUUCCUGUUGUUGAAAAACUAAUCGAAUAUGGUGCUGACAUUAACAAAUGUAAUAAUGACGGUCGGUCACCUUUGUUUCCAGCAUGUCUUCAAAGUCAUCUUUCUGUUGUAGAAAAACUUAUAGAACAUGGAGCAGACAUCAACAAAUGUGAUAAGAAGGGUUGGUCAGUUUUUUGGUGUACAUCCUUUGAAGGUCUUCUUCCUGUUGUCGAAAAACUUAUUGAGCAUGGUGUAGACAUCAACAAUUGUGAUGGGAACGGUCUGUCAUCUCUGUGCUGUGCAUCACUUGCAGGCCAUAUUUCUGUUGUAGAAAAACUGAUUGAGCAUGGUGCCGAUAUUAACAAUUGUGAUGAUAGUGGUUUAUCACCGUUAAGUCAUGCGUCAUUUCAUGGCCAUAUUCCAGUUGUUGAAAAACUGAUCGAGCAUGGUGCUGACAUCAACAGGUGUAAUGAAGAAAAACAGUCACCUCUACUUUUAGCAUCACUUGGCGGUCACACUUUUAUCGUAGAAAAACUAAUCGAGUUUGGUGCCGACUUUAAUAAUUGUGAUAGAAAGGGUUUAUCACCAUUAAGUCAGGCUUUAUUUUUUGGCCACCUCUCUGUUGUAGAAAAACUCAUUGAGUAUGGUGCAGAUAUCAACAAUUGUGAUAAGAACGGCAAGCAACCACUUUGUUGUGCAUCAAUGGGAGGUCAUCUUUCUGUUGUUGAAAAACUUAUUAAGUAUGGCGCCGACAUCAACAAAUGUGAAAGUAGUGGUUGGUCACCGUUAGAUUAUGCGUCAUUUUAUGGUCAUCUCCUUGUUGUUGAAAAACUCAUUGAAUAUGGUGCCGACAUCAACAAUUGUGAUAGCAUUGGUUUGUCAGCGUUGUGUCAUGCUUCAUUUAAUGGCCAUCUUCCUGUUGUUGAAAAGCUUAUUGAGCAUGGUGUCGACAUCAAUAAUUGUGAAAAGAACGGUCUGCCACCUCUAUUUGAAGCAAAACGUCAAGGUCAUCUUCAGAUUGUAGAAAAACUUAUUGAACAUGGUGCCGACAUCAACAAUUGUGAUAGCAAGUGUAAUAAUAGUCAAGCGUCAUGUAAUGGUAAUCUUUCUGUUUUUAAAAAACUUAUUGCAUGGUUUCGACAUUAA
This is a messenger RNA of Saccostrea cuccullata (small rock oyster), 3381 nucleotides long. RefSeq names its product ankyrin repeat domain-containing protein 50-like. Gene Ontology annotation, cellular component: nucleus. The transcript has 3 exons. Gene Ontology annotation, molecular function: protein binding; transcription cis-regulatory region binding. The record is from RefSeq and is a predicted model, not a curated record. NCBI's taxonomy places the organism in Eukaryota, Metazoa, Mollusca, Bivalvia, Ostreida, Ostreidae. The coding region runs from base 1 to 3381 and encodes 1126 amino acids. Gene Ontology annotation, biological process: positive regulation of transcription by RNA polymerase II.